AUGGCGAAUUAUCUCUCCCUGCCUAUCCUCGAUGAACUUGUGCGAUUCGCCGAGGAGGAUGCAUUGUAUGAAGAUUCGAUUAAGGCGAUGGCGUCAGGCGUUCUCAACUAUUAUUUUCCAGCGACAAAUGGUUUUACAGUCGCCCCAGAGCAAAACCGACAGGGGAAUAUCGCGGAUUUUAUCAUCCUCCGGAUCCAACGUCGGUUCCCCGGUGACCGCGGUGUCGUCGAUCACACCGUAGCUGAAGCCAAAAGAGAUACCGACUCCGUCACAGCUGCUUUGGAGCAGCUUGAGAAUGCCCUCGAACAAGCCAAUACUGAAUUUGGCAGGUGCCGGGCAAUGCUGAUUCAUGGGUGCAACUUUCAAUUUUUCGAGUAUCACAUUCACCUGCCUGCGGGUGAACGGCUUAUCCCAUGGGGUCCUCCGAAUCAACCGUCGCAGAAUUUGUUCCAUGGUCGAAAUGAUAGCGUAACUAUCGAUUGGAUGCUGCGUCAUAUGGACAAAACAACACUCCACCAGCACGCUAGUGGCUGCUCACGCUGCCAUGGAGACAUCACAACGAUGGGAAUAAGAGGCUUGUUGAAAUGUAACAUUGGUGAAGGGGUAUUGGAGGCAGAUGACUUUGUAUUUGCUUGUUUGCUAGUAGCUGAUUAUGCAUAUUCAAGAAUAUCUCAUCUCAGGGAAUAUCAUGAAUCAUCCAACCCGUAUGCUACACCGGCAAAUGCGCCAUUAAAGCGAAUUGUAAAAUUAAUCAAGCGAGUCUUCACCAGAAAACCGCCGGGUUAUGUGAUUGAUGCCUCCAGGAACGAGUUCUGUGCAAAGCUUGCCGUUUUUGCAAUCAAAACAAAUAACCUGAGAAUCUGCCUGCGGUUCAGAUCUCACACCGGCACAUUCAGUGUGUCUACAGGCGUAACAGGACGGGCAAUAAACCCAGUUCCCGCGAAGUCUAUUCUUCUUCCCACAGCAGGGCACGGAGUGCUUAAAACUUCGUAG
Messenger RNA from Histoplasma mississippiense, 993 nucleotides. RefSeq lists its product with no specific name. The record is from RefSeq and is a predicted model, not a curated record. Lineage: Eukaryota; Fungi; Ascomycota; Eurotiomycetes; Onygenales; Ajellomycetaceae. Bases 1 to 993 code for a protein of 330 amino acids. The transcript has 2 exons.